AUGGGUUCCAUGCCUGCUCCGUUGAGGGUCGCCAUCCUGAAGGCGUACGACAUCGAAGAGCCCAAGCACAGGGGCAUGGUCCAGUCCUUCCGCGACAACGUCCGCCGCUGCGUCCCCGACGCCAUCGUCGACGCCUACCAGCCCAUGAGGGACAUCGCAGAGCUGCCGGACCCGGCAAGCUACGACCUCGUCAUUAUCACCGGCGGCCUCAGCAACUUGUGCCAGGCGCCCUCGUUGUUCGAGCCCUGGGUCAGCGUCGUCCUGGAAUGGAUUAGACAGACCGUGGCGACACAGCACAUUACUAGGACCAAACUUAUGGGAGUCUGCUGGGGACACCAGGCUAUUGCUACGGCUUUGUCUGGGACUAUUGGAAGCUUCGAGUUCCCGAGGGUCGGCGUAGAGGAGCUCUCUCUUAACAAAGACGGACAAGCACUGUUCGGAAAGGAUAAACUUAAAAUUACAAAGUUCCACAAGCGUUUCGUCAAGGACGUGCCGCAAGGCUUCAGACCACUGGCCGCCGACAACGAGAUCCUCUACGCCGACUCGGGCCUCAUCCUGUCCAUGCAGGGACACCCGGAGAUCCAAGGCGAGCUCGCGCGGCAGCUCUUCGACUACGACGUUAAGUAUUACAGCCAGACGCUGCCGACCGAGGAGGACCUCCAGCGCUACUUCGCCGGGAUGAACGACAGCUUGGAGGACGGGCAGUUCAUCUUCAAGAAGGUCACGGCGUGGGCGGCUUCGUGA
Messenger RNA from Colletotrichum karsti, 744 nucleotides. RefSeq lists its product as uncharacterized. The transcript has 3 exons. Gene Ontology annotation, cellular component: cytosol; nucleus. The record is from RefSeq and is a predicted model, not a curated record. Lineage: Eukaryota; Fungi; Ascomycota; Sordariomycetes; Glomerellales; Glomerellaceae. The coding region runs from base 1 to 744 and encodes 247 amino acids.